AUGGCUGAUGCGCUGUGCGGGCCGUCGAACGCCCUUCAGAACUUCCAGAAGCAUACAUCUGUUGAUCGGACCCUUCAGCAAGACCGGUUGACUUCACGUCAAUCGCCUGUGCAGGGUUUCCGAUCCCAGAACCCCCAAGAAGGAAUACUCGACCCAGAGUUCGCCGCAUUCGAAGGCAACCUCGCCGGCCCUGCAUUGCCUAACUUGCAACAUCCUGCCAAUUUUGGAGCACCAUUACAUCAUGCCGCAGUACACCACCAAGCCGCACACAGUGCAGGCAACGCCGGUUGGGCAGCGGACUUCCAGAACCUGCAAAUUUCAGGGCCCUCGCAUCCUGUAGCGCAACUACAAAGACCAAAUAUUGCACCAGCGACGACACAUGGCGGAUGGCACACUGAAUUCAUGACCCAACAACGAGGGCCUAUGUCCCAGGCCCAGCAAAACCCGCAAAUGCAUGGUGCCUAUCAGCCAUCUUUUGCGCCAGGCUACCAGAUGUAUGGGUCCUCCAUGAAUCAGAUGCAGCCCCAGCAACAAAAUCACACCCAGCAAUUCGAUGAAUCCGCCUUUGAGGCUGCCUUUGAUCAGGCACGGGUGGAUAUGGAGUUGCAAGGAGCCGAGCUUGCGCAGCAAGAUACCCAGAAGAACUUGCAGGAGAUCAACGAAGUCGACGUUUCCGUGCCGGUCAACCAGGAGCAGAUUCGACUCGGAUCGGACCUUAUUCCCCAAAGUGACAAGCAGGAUCCACAAACACGGAGUCGAGAUGCAGAUGAACUUGCACGGACAGCAGGGCAACUGCUUGACAGCGUGCGCAACGAACAAAGCCAGAAAUUCCAACAAAGCAAUUUCCUAGCUUUGAUGCGUCGGAUUCGAGAUCGCGAGGUGGAAGUUGAAGGAGAUGAUUUCCGCGAAGUCAGUACCAACCCGUAA
Messenger RNA from Penicillium concentricum, 927 nucleotides. It is a transcript of the gene pex20, whose product is annotated as protein pex20. Lineage: Eukaryota; Fungi; Ascomycota; Eurotiomycetes; Eurotiales; Aspergillaceae. The record is from RefSeq and is a predicted model, not a curated record. The transcript is spliced from 2 exons. Bases 1 to 927 code for a protein of 308 amino acids.